Molecule: messenger RNA, 1077 nt
Organism: Hevea brasiliensis (rubber tree)
Lineage: Eukaryota; Viridiplantae; Streptophyta; Magnoliopsida; Malpighiales; Euphorbiaceae
Exons: 1
Coding region: 1-1077 (358 amino acids)
Molecular function (GO): DNA binding
Source: RefSeq, a predicted model, not a curated record
AUGGGGAGCUUUGAACAAGUUGACGAUGCGACUUUUGGGAAGAAACUGGAAGAGAUUAUUGAAGCUGCUGAGGAUGAGUCGAAGGCAUUACACAUGCUCGCUGAAAUUGUUAUAGAAGAUUUUCAUGUCAAGAAAGCAAAAAAUGCUAGCCUAGAGGGAAACAAGAGCUGUAAUUUUGGUUACCCUUUUGGCGUUCUUAUACCCAAGAGAAAGAGGACACCCCGUGUAGAAGUUGCUGUCGGGAAAAUCGAUGAUACUAUGGAAGCAUGCCCUAGGUUCUUGAAGCACACGGGUACUGCUGAAAUAACAAGUUAUGGAAGUGAACACAGUAAAGAAGAGAAAGCGGAAGAGGAAGAGGAAGGAUAUCGUGAUUUCAAGAAGCAAAGGAAAAGCAACAAGAAGAUGAAAAAGAGUAGUCGAAAACGGUGCUUUGACGGCGAUAAAGGAAAAGAAGCAGGGAAGGGUGGGGCAUCGAAGAAGCCAAAGAGAGAGGGAGUAGAUUUUGCCAAAUUGGGUUUUGACCAAGCACCAGACUUGCCAAGCGAGUUAAGGAGAAAAAUCGAAGAGAUGGAUGGUACCGAAUUAGAGCUGGUGAUAAUGAAACAAUUGUCCCAAACUGAUCUAAGCAAAAAUCACAAUCGGAUUUCAAUGCCCGUUAAACAGAUAAUAAAUGAGUUUCUUACGAUGGAAGAGAAGGAGAAGCUAAAUCAUCGAGACGGCAAGCACUUGAAAGGCAUAGAUGUUAUGGUGGUAGGACCAUCUGAAUCUGAUGAUGUGACCAAGAUGUGUUUGAAGAAGUGGGAUAUGACCAGUAGCAGCUCUUAUGCAUUAGUCUCUGGAUGGUACUCGCUAGUGAAAGCCAAUAAGGAACUGCUCAAGGAAAAUGCCAUAGCCCAAUUUUGGUCGUUCCGGAUCAAAGGUGAACUCUGGUUCCGACUUGUAAUUGCUAGAGAACGCGACCAAGAUAAUGUUGAUAAUAGCAUUGAAGGCAGUGGAGAUGGUGACAGGGCCAGCAAUAAUGGAGAAUUGAUGUCCACUUCUAAUUCGAGUUCUAUUACUUACCAACAACAGGAUUAG